AGAAUAGUGCCUUUUUUGUCUUGUUUUUUCUUGGAAAGUGAGGAGGAAAAAAAAAAACGAAUUUCAACAUAUGUAUGUGAUUAUUAUUUGGUUUUUUUAUGCUUCAUUGAUUCCUUAGAUGGAUUUAUCAAAGGAUAAAUAAAGUUUUUGUUGAACAAAAUAAAAAUCUUAAAUUUUGAAAUAAAUCUCUAGAAAGUCUUCUUUAUCUUUUAAUUAGAGUGAUUCAUCUUGGUUUCAACAUUUUAAUACAGAAUUAAGUGAAGAAACAAUAUUAGCUUAUUUUUAUCAAAUAGGAAAUCCAUUUUAUAAUCGAUUGAGUUUAAAUGAACAAAUUUAUAUGAAAAGUCUUCCAAAAAUUGAAGCAAUAGUACAAUCAAAUCAAUUUAUUUUAUUGAAAUUUUUCUUUGUUUCUGAUAGUUAA
Messenger RNA from Rotaria sordida, 421 nucleotides. NCBI's taxonomy places the organism in Eukaryota, Metazoa, Rotifera, Eurotatoria, Philodinida, Philodinidae. The record is from the annotation of a GenBank genome assembly.